UCAAAUGCAGUGUAUAGAGUAUUUCUUAAAAUAUUUGUUUUAAUAACUUUUGUUGACUUUUAUUUAGAAUGCCAUCAAUGAAAUUAUUAUUUCUAUUUGUUACAUUUGCUGCAGCAUCGCCUUCAGUAUUGAGAUAUUUCUGUAUAGAUCUAUCAGCUCCAUUUUACACACUGAUUGACGUUGAUGGAGCUUGGAAGGUCUGUGCAAAAAAAAAAGUAAACCAGACAAAAUACAGUGAAAUUCUAAGAGAAGCCCGCAAAUGUUAUGAAGAAAUUUCUCAGGGCAAUCAGUCAAUUUGUCACAGUUACGAGGUGAACGUGCAAAGAUGUUCCCAACCCCUAGUGGAUUACUUCGUGGACUGUCUCCCAGAGAAAUCGAAGGACCUUCCACCAGUCAUCCUGAAGGGGACUGUAUCUGUGAUCGAAACAUUUUGUUCUAGCAAUGGCGAGCUUUUAUUAGAGGCGUUUAAUCCGUGCAUUUAUGAGCACCUUGAACAACGAAAUAAAACUAAUAAGGAAGAAUGUAAGUCAGAUGUCCUACUUGCUAAGCUAGAAAAGUUUAAUAUUGAUGUACCCUCGAAAUCGGAGUUGUGCCAGGUUGCUCUUGAGAUUCAAAACUGUUGGCAAGAGUACGUCGGGCAGAAUUGUAAUAGUCCAAAGGCUAGGGAGCUCUUUUCAAAGAUCUACGGCGCUGCUUUUUCUGCCUGUAAAAAAUAAUGUAAUUUGAUGAUCUUUCAAUGUACCGAAAUAUAUAUUUAUGAAGCAAC
Molecule: messenger RNA, 766 nt
Organism: Anoplophora glabripennis (Asian longhorned beetle)
Lineage: Eukaryota; Metazoa; Arthropoda; Insecta; Coleoptera; Cerambycidae
Exons: 5
Coding region: 69-716 (215 amino acids)
Source: RefSeq, a predicted model, not a curated record